AUGGAGGGCGGAAAGAAAAGCCGGUCGAAUCUUAUCGGACCACGCGCGCCCGGCGAGAGUGAAACGACAACGCGAGGUGAAACUGGGGAAGCCGGCGGGCGGACGGAAGGGAGUUGGCACGGCUGGCACCCACCGGAGUCUCCCAGAUUUGACCCGGACCUCCCUGUAGCGGGAAGAACACAACAACAAGAAGAGACGAAAUCCGGCCAGGCCACGCCGGGCCGGGCCGGGCCGGUCCGGUCCAGUCCAAGCCCAGCCAAAGUUAGGGAAAGGGGGACGGGGAGAACCUGCCCCGGCUUCACCUGCGAUGUUCUCCGACCAUGUUUCCAUCCGUUCGCAUGCCCAUCCGACCAUCCGACCAUCAGACGUCCGGUCCGGCAUCCAUCCGCUCUUUUCCUUGCUGAGGAGGAUCGGGAGAUGAUUAGCACACGCUCCCGGCACGAGAAGCCGAGCCGCGCACGGACGGAGCCCACCGGCCCGGCCCAACGCUCAUUGGCGCGUCCGCCCAGGCGCUCUGGCUCGAGACUGACGCUCCUGGACUGCCCCUUUUCAUUCGACUUCUUGAUCCUCUGGGCGACUGAUUCCUUCCUUUUCGCGCCGGAGCUCGAGCCCAGGACGACGACGAGGUUCCGAGAAGGAGCAAGUCGAUCGGGGAGUGGGUGGAACGCGAGAGAUGGCCAGAGGCAAUGCUGUGGCCGUGCGGUAGGUGUUUGCUCGGAGCAGUGGCAGAGGAGAGGAGAGGAGACGAGAGGAAGGAUGCAGAUCUCUAGCCGCGAGCAGGAGCAUCCCGUAGUACCUUGUCCAGCCACUCCAGCCCCUCGACCGGCAUUGAACUCUGUGUGUCGACAAAGAGUCUGUUGA
Messenger RNA from Marchantia polymorpha subsp. ruderalis, 861 nucleotides. NCBI's taxonomy places the organism in Eukaryota, Viridiplantae, Streptophyta, Marchantiopsida, Marchantiales, Marchantiaceae. The record is from the annotation of a GenBank genome assembly.